AUGGCCUCGACUCCAUUUCGAUCUGGCGCUGGCGACCCGCUCAUUGCACGAGCACAAUCAAUUCCCAGAGACGACGAAAUUCGAGACCUGCCCGAUGAUAUGAUUGCCGCCUCAAACACCUUCUUCAGCCCCGACGAUCUACAACAGCACAUCAGCGCCAUCGACACCGACCACAUGAAAAACUUCUGGGACGCGCAGGGGCUUGUCGCGACCGGCCCUUUCCUCGACUCCCCCAACGGCUCACUUUUCGACGAGGAGUACGACUCCGGCUCCGCGUCUCCCAGAGCGCCCGGCAAAGCCGUCGACACAUCCAACUUUGAACUCAAGGCGAAUGGUCACCUUGAUUUGAUGGCCGCCCUUGGCAAGACCGAGAUUUCUCCAUUUGCUCUCGCCGGACAAUCGUCUACCUUCCUUGGAGCCCCUGAAAACACGGGCGCAUCGGACCUAUUUGAAUUUGGUGGUGGCCGCAACGAAGCCGUGACGGACCGGCCGUUCGUUUUCGGUGCUGCCCCAGACGCCUCUGCUGCCGCGGCAUUCGCCACUCCGACCAACAGCCCCAUGAAUGUGGAAUCGCCGAGGUCAGAAAAAUCAGGCCAACUGCAAGAGAGUUCGCAGCCAGUUAUGGCCAUCCCCAGAGGACAAAAGAGAGCGGCGGGUCCGGAGCUGUCACCAAACAGUGUCGUAUCAUCCAGACCUUCGUCCGAAGCAGAGCAAGAUUGGCCUUUUUUCAUGCCGGAUUUUCCGCAGGCCGGGCAGCCGCCUAUCCAGGAACAAGUGCAGCAAGCCCUACAACCAGAGUACAUGCAGCAAAUGCCACAUUCCGACAACCUCGUCUUUAGCUACACCGGCGAGUAUGGGCUGCACAUUCAGGAAUCUACGCUCAAGUCCCGCGUAGAGACGCAGAUGGCGGUAACCAUGACACUGUCCCAUCUGCCGUUUGGCAUCACCAAAUUACAUCUGCCUCCCCACACAAUCUCCAAACCUAAACUUAGGGCGAAGCCCCUUCCACAGCCGUCCCCUGAUACGCUAGAGCUCUAUGUCAGCUUGGUUUGUACGACCCCUAUGGAGCAGCCUGAGCUGAGAAAGAGAGCGCUGGAGAGAGCUGCCACGGUUCCUCACGAGUAUCUUCCUUCUCUUCAAGAGGCCGAGCACGAGACACAAAAUGGCUGCCAGAUCCGCAUCUGCAAAAAAUGCAUCGAAAGAGAGCGCAAGCGAGCGGGAAGAAAGAAGAACCAUACCAAGUCUGAUGAGGAGAAAUCCUGGUAUAUGGAUGAAACGCGCCGCAUCAUUAUAUUCAACACCAAGGAGAUGAAAGACUGGCGACCCCCCAGCAAUGAGAAGGAGAAGGACUCAGAAGGACCAUCACAAGCAGAGUUGUUCCGACAGUAUCCCACCGCCAUGCAAGUUGUGGUUCCUAUGCGACUCGCGUGCUACUGCCGUCACCAGAAAGAGAAGACGGGCUUCAAUGUCAUCUUCACCUUCAAGGACUGGGAAGGCAACGUCGUUGCACAGGCCAUGUCGGGCUCCAUCAUGAUCACAGAUGACCACAAGACAGUGGUCACCUCGCCCACGGAUGAUGCUCCUGAGCUUGAGCAGCAAGGGCCCGCCAAGAAGAGGAAACCGAGCACGCCAAGCCCAGCCAGAGUCCCCCAGGCCUUGACCAUGACACCCUUGGACGCUUCACCAAACAUGACUUCUCAAAGCGGUUCCACACAUGUUACCUCCACGGUUACCUCGCCCUUCGCGCCAAACCUUCAUUCUUUCCCACAGCCAGAAGCCGUGCUCGGCGCGGUUACUCCCCAGAUGUCGACUACCAAUGGGUCCCCCGUACUCAACCCCACGACUAACGACGUACCGCCGUGGUUUGCCCAGCGACGCUCCCAGAGCAUGGAUAACCUGUCCAUGGAUAGCUUUGUCACUAACAACUCGGUCAUGGCCGGGCUCUAUCCCACACCAGUAUCAUCUAGCUCUACUCGCCCCCCUAGCCCGAACAGUAUGAGGAGUGGCGUCAACAUAGUACCGCAUAACCCGGUUGCCCAAGCUUCUGAUGCUGAUCUCUAUUCUCUGGGUGUUGCUGCUAACCCGCCAAGAGCGCAGCCCACAAUUCACAAAAUCAUUCCUGCCGAGGGCUCGCUCAAUGGCGGCAUGGAAGUUACUGUGCUUGGCGCCGGCUUUUAUCAAGGACUGGAGAUUUGGUUUGGUGACAACAAGGCCACUACAACCACCUUUUGGAGCGAGGCAUCGCUCGUGUGCCUGCUCCCUCCUUCUUCAGUCGCUGGCCCAGUUCCUGUAACAUUUGGGCCACAGAGAGCUGCGGCACCGAUGGGCAUGCAGCCUCCAGUGUUUACAUAUAUCGACGACAAUGAGAACCAACUCAUGCGCGCAGCCAUGUCUUUCUUUGGCCGCAGAUUCAUCCCCCCUAUGAAUAUGAAUCUGAAUCUGCCCAUCUACAACGCCUACAUUCCAAAUCCACCAAUUUUGCGAAAGGUACAGGAUCUGAUGGCCGCCAUGCCUGCCAUGCCCGGUGGCCGCCCAGACAAUGCAAGCGAUGAUGGCACAAAGGCAGACGGGCGCUGGUGGGAUCUCUCAUCGUACAUGAAUACCGCAGCAGCUCCUCCCGCCUAUAAUGACAUCUAUCCGGCAAAGGAUGCUGACGCGAAGGAUAUGGACUCCAAGGCCAUUCUCUCGGUAGCCCGAGCGGCCGCUGAUGCAGAGGCUGACUUAAAACGCUCCAUCCGACAUGACGAGCCAGAGUCAUCGGCAGCCAUGUUCCAAUACGAGGACGAGGCGGAGUCAUCAGCCUCUGGGGCCAUGUUCCAAUACGACGAGGACGAGUUGGUGAUGAGAACCAGAGCUUCGGCUAGGGCAAGCAGCAUCACCAUCGAGCCUCCCGCAAUCCUCGAGAUUGGACGCAAGCAUGCCAUCACCAAGGAGCAGCAAGAGAACUUCCUGCGAGCUCGGGAGCAGAAGUUGAAGAAGAUUAGCAAUGAUCGAAACCUCUUCUUCGUUUGGAUCCCUCUUCUCUUGGUGAUGAUUUGCGCACUGCUCUACAGCUACUUCCCCUCGCUCUUCCCUUUCCUUUGGGCUUCCAUCAGAGCCAUCAUCCACACCUUGUUUUCUUCACAUUCUUAA
Molecule: messenger RNA, 3132 nt
Organism: Trichoderma virens Gv29-8
Lineage: Eukaryota; Fungi; Ascomycota; Sordariomycetes; Hypocreales; Hypocreaceae
Exons: 3
Coding region: 1-3132 (1043 amino acids)
Source: RefSeq, a predicted model, not a curated record